UCAUUCAUUUGUAAUCGUUCCUCUCUCAUUUUAUGAAAUCGAUUGAACUCUUAAACAUUAUUAUUGUAACUCAGAAAUGUGUGUUUAAAUGUAUCUUUUGCAAUAAAUAAUUCUUAUGUGCGUAUAGUAUAUUAUAAUUAUCCAUCAUGUCGGCUGAUAACAUUGAUAAAUUGUACGAAAAUUACGGCAUUUUAGCUGACGCUAAGGAUGACAUUUCGAAGCACGAAAAGGAAUAUUUGGAAAUAUUGGCAGCUGUAAAAGGAUCAGAUAAAGAGAAGAGAUUGGCUUCGCAAUUCAUAGCAAAAUUUUUUAGCAAUUUUCCUAACCUUGCUGAACAAGCCAUUGAAGCUCAAUUUGAUCUAUGCGAGGAUGAUGAUGUCGCCACCCGAAAACAAGCUAUCAAAGACUUGCCGUUACUUUGUAAGGAUAAUAAGGAACACACUCAAAGAAUUGCUGAUAUUUUAGCCCAACUACUGCAGUCAGAUGAUGCCACUGAAAUUAAUGUGGUUACAAAUUCAUUGGUGGCUAUUAUUAAAGGUGAUCCCAAAGGGUCAUUAGUGGGUCUGUUUUCUCAAAUUCAUCAGAGUACGGACAGUGAAGUGACCAAUGAAAUAGUGAGGGAAAGAUGCAUUAAGUUUUUGGCAACAAAAGUGAAACAGUUGGGACGGGAGAUUAUUAAUAAAGAAGCUGAAGAUUUGAUUAUUGCAGAGUGCAAGAAAAUAUUAGAAGAUGUAGUUGCAGAAGAAUUUGAACACAUCAUGGAGUUGUUGACAUGGUCUCGACUUGGAAAAACCCCUGCAGGGAAGAAGGAACUAGUACAACUUGUGGCUGCUCUUGCUUUUUCUCCAGAUGAUUGGCAUCCUGAGGAUCCAGAGAAUGUUGAUAGAAUUAUACAGUGUACACAGCAUGCUCUACCAUUAUUCUCCACACAAGUGGAUUCUACACAAUUUGUCGACUUCUUUUGCAAACAUGUAUUACCUAGCUGGAAAGAAAUAACUUCAGCAGAUGGUGCUUCUGAUAUUAAAAUGGAACUUCUGAAAAUAUUUGCUGAAAUAACAGAGUAUUGUGGAGAAAUAGAAAAUGUGCAGGCAAAAGUUAAUGCUGUCUAUGAUCUACUAAUGAAUUAUUUACCUGAAGCUCCUGUGGAAAAUGAAACUAACUCUGAAAAUAAGGAAAAGUCUGAUAAUACCACUGAAGACACCAAAACUCUUCCGUCACUCCAAUUUUCCCAUGUGGAAUGUGCUUUAUUUGCUCUUCACUCCUUGUGCCGUAAAGCACCAGAUGCUAUUGCCACUGAUGCCACAAGAUUGAAAGAUUUACGCCUGCGCCUGCAGUACACGGCACGACUCACGCAAGGUUAUAUAAAAAAACUUAAGGAAGUUACACAGGGUAAAAAAGCAGACGAUGCUAACUCAGAAGAAAACAAGUUGAAGAUUGCAGCUUUGAAGACAACCUCCAACAUAAAUACUCUCAUUCGGGAUAUAUUUCGCACACCACCAAGUUUCAAAAGCAAAGUACAGCUUUCAUUUCAAUCAGUUAAAAAGACAGAUAGAGAGGAGAAACUCGAGAAAUCAGAGGAAAAGGAUAAACACUCAUCAGCUCACCAAAAGAGACAUCGGCCAAUUACAUUUGACAAUGGAGAUUCCGAAGAAUCUCCUGAGAAACGUUCACGCAGUGGUGAUAGAAACCUAAAAAUGUACACACCACCUUCUGGAAAAUAUAGUUCCAGAUUAAACAACGCUGGCAGAUUCUCCGGACCCAGCUCUGGGAGGGGUCGAAGGGGUGGUUAUGGUAGACGCGACUUCAGAAACAGUGGUGCACCAUUUAGACGGCGGAGCAACUACUAAAUAACAUUUCAUUAUAGCACUAUUUAUAAUUAGACAUUUUGAACAGAAUGUUCCAAUUAAAAUAUCGUGAAAUGAUAUAAUGAAGAAUUGAAAGAUACUUACACAUUGGUGCAUGAUACUACUGGGCAUGACAUUCAACCUAUAGAUUAAUAUAUUGCACUACUGUAGUAGAUAAAGACCCAGUACUUUUUAUGCAGUGUUGUUGUAUUUGACCAGGUUAUUUCAUUUCGUACUUUUUGCUGCAUUCGUUAUUGGAUAUGUAAUAAAUUUGGCUUAGAAUUCUCGUCAGACGUCAAACAUAAUUUAAAAAGCAGUACAUGAACAAAUGGGCUCUUAACAUCCUACUUUUCAGAUACUUUGCAGUUUACAUAGUAAGUAUACUGUCAAUUUUAUUUUAUUUAUAGUAAUCCCUUUACCUGGGAAAAAAAGGCAGACAUUGUCCAUCAGUUCUCUACAAUUGUUCAUUUUUGUAAGUAUACUCCUUGCAAUUAAAAUUAAGAACAUCACAAUUUGAGCAUCAUCUGUAACUUCAUGUAAGUAUAUAUUUGUAAAAUUAACCAAUUAUAGGAUUAUAACAGACAGGAGUAGAAAAUCCAGCACCUUAUAAUAAAGUAAGUAAUUGAAUUAGAAAGUUGUUUUGUCACUAGUUCUUGUUUCAGAUCAUAGUUGUUGUGCCUUUUCGAGGUGAGGGCAACAUAUGUGGAAUACAUAACACAAGGACUGAAGUUUUACUUCAUUAAUAAAUGAUUUUCAUGAAAAUAUUU
Messenger RNA from Achroia grisella, 2611 nucleotides. It is a transcript of the gene cass, whose product is annotated as apoptosis inhibitor 5. The transcript is spliced from 8 exons. Gene Ontology annotation, cellular component: nucleus. The coding region runs from base 147 to 1847 and encodes 566 amino acids. Gene Ontology annotation, biological process: negative regulation of apoptotic process. The record is from RefSeq and is a predicted model, not a curated record. Gene Ontology annotation, molecular function: RNA binding. NCBI's taxonomy places the organism in Eukaryota, Metazoa, Arthropoda, Insecta, Lepidoptera, Pyralidae.